This is a messenger RNA of Scutellospora calospora, 561 nucleotides long. The record is from the annotation of a GenBank genome assembly. NCBI's taxonomy places the organism in Eukaryota, Fungi, Glomeromycota, Glomeromycetes, Diversisporales, Gigasporaceae.
AAUUAUGCAAGAAUGGAGUAUCAGAUGAAGUGAUUGAUGCAACAAAAGAUCAUCAUAUAACUGAAGAAUUAAACCGGCUUCAAAAAAUAAGACAAAAAAUACUCACACAUCAAAAACUAGACUCUCCUAACUAUUUUAUGUCUGAAGCUAUACUUAAAAGGCUCCAAGGAUACAGUAUAUCUUAUUGUCCUACUGAGCAAGCCCUUGUUAAUAUAAUUACAAUACUCUGUAUACAUUCUGCUGAAGUUAUGACUCUUUAUAUUGCUAAUAGACACAUGACAGGAUAUGCUAAAGGUUGUAGAAUAAUUCAAAAAGUAAUUGCAAAUAGCACUUUGUGGGAUCCCAGAAUACUAGAUAUAAAGUGGUUUAAUUUAUUUCUAAAGCCUUAUGGUAUUAAGCUAAGUGAUUUGCAUGAAUUGGAUGCAAACUAUACUGCUAUGAUACAUGAAUCUGAAAAUUCUGGUCAAAGAUUUAUUAUUAUGCGAGAAGCUUUAAGACAUAAUCCAAGAUAUGUAUCACUAGUAGAGUAUUAUUCUCGUGUACCUUAUAGAGCUAUUAGAU